AUGAACAGGGCCUUUGCCACUAACCCUUUCCAGCCGGCGCCCCUAUCCAUCACCGCCAACUCGACGACGGCCCCCGCCAGAGCCAGCGCGAGGGCCACGGCGACCACCACCAACGGCGGUGCGGGCGAGGGCCCGUGCAGCAGGGGAAGCAGCAGCGGCCGCCAGUGGAGUUCGGCCUACGGUGAUGGCCACCGCGAGUCCAGCGGACUGCACCUGCACCUCCACUGUUCAGCUGCAGACCCGUCCGCUUCCAACGGCUGGAACGCAACGUCGCCCACACCCGCAUCCGCCUCCACCUCCACACUCGCCGCCGCCUCCACCGCGAAAGGACUCUGCGAGCAAUCGUUGAAGCCACCGCCGACGCCGCCAGCAUUCUACGACUCCCUGCCGGCCGCCCACCACCUCGCAACAGCAGACGCACGCGCUGCAUCGGCAUCGGCAUCGGCAUCAGCACCGGCACCCACCGCGCUCGUCGCCGCUGCUUCCCUCGGAGGAGGUCAUCUACGGCACCAUCGUCCUCGCUGCCGUGCCGAGCUCGACCCUUCCACAACUCCUCGACAACCACUUUCACCGCCCUCCACGUCGCCCUCCCCCCUGGAUGCGUCCGAGAGCACGCGACUCUCGCCUCGCCCCCCGCAAACCUACGAUCCAAGCGGUCCGCCGCAGAGGCUCGCCGCCGCGGUCACCACCGAGACCCUCCACCUGCGGACCGGCUGCGGCCCAAACGGCGAGGCUCCUCGGCGGCAGCGCCGUGCUUUCCCAUCCCCCUUCCGGAGCCGUGCUGGAUGCCCGGCCGCGUACUCUACCCAGCCGCCUCGACCGCCCUCCGCGCGACUCUGGAACCCGACGAACUCGACACCUCGCGGCACGCGUCAGCGGAGACGACGCAGCUCAUCGCCGCCCGCACCGCCCGUUCCCUUGCGAAAUCCCGCCUUUGAUAGAUUGGCCGACGGAGACGAUCACGCUGCAGUCGGGGAAGGCGAUCAUCCCCUUCUCGGGCAGCCCCAACGGUGGCAAUCGAAACGCGCACCGGCGACGUGUGCCAGCCUGCCGAUCGACCAGACCAGCCGCCAAGGCCGGCGAAUAAGCCUGCCCGGGUCCGUUCACGCCUCGUGUGACGGCAGAAGAUCACAGAUCCCGACGACCGGCGAUCCGGGAAGCGAAUUCGAGCCCCUUCACGACGGGGCAUCGCAGCCAAUCAUCACGGCCGCACCGCUGCCCGAAGGCGGCAGGGGCGACGCGGGGGCCAAGAUGGCACCUGACGAGGAAGCGGCAGGGACCUACGGUUCAAAGGACCUCGAGAGGGGGCCGGACGUGAUGCAGCCACGUCUGUCGAACGUGUCUGUCGGGGACGCCAUCGGCUCCGCCUUGUCGUCGACAGACUCGUCCAUCAUGGGAGAGGAGAUGCAGGCCGACAACGGCGAAGAAUGGGGCCCCCAACACGCUUGCUUCCCUCACCUGAACCCGCACGUUCCGACGGACUCGGCCGAGUACGCGUCCACGCGCGUCAUUCGCAUUCGCCGUGACUGGCUCCUCAAAGGGGACCUGGCGCCGACGUUCUCGAACCUCUAUCCCGAAAUCCUGGAUCCGGCCGGCGUGUCGGAACAAGAGUUUCGACGAAUCAUCGACAAGCUCAACGGAGAAUUGGUUUCGAUAUUCAACCCCUACAGCGUCCGCAACGUGCUGGACUGCCUGCUCGGCCUUGCCACCGGCUGGCUGUGGGAGGACCUCGGGCUGACGGCCAUCAAAUCUCGCCUCAACCAUCUGGAGAAGUGGAUCGAGAGCUGGAACCUGGACAUGGCCAAGGCCUUUCCCGCGGAAGAGAGUGCCCUUCCGCCCAAGAUCAUCCCGCUCCGGCAGACGGGAUACUUGACGCUCGACAUUCAAAUACCGGACCCGGAAAUCGGUCCGGCACACCCGAGUGCAGGCUUGGGCGAGCCGAGGUUGCCGCCGAUGGAACCGGCGCCGGCCCUUGCCCUCUGA
Messenger RNA from Drechmeria coniospora, 1983 nucleotides. RefSeq lists its product as uncharacterized. NCBI's taxonomy places the organism in Eukaryota, Fungi, Ascomycota, Sordariomycetes, Hypocreales, Ophiocordycipitaceae. Gene Ontology annotation, biological process: peptidyl-L-cysteine S-palmitoylation; protein targeting to membrane. Gene Ontology annotation, cellular component: endoplasmic reticulum palmitoyltransferase complex; extrinsic component of endoplasmic reticulum membrane. The coding region runs from base 1 to 1983 and encodes 660 amino acids. The record is from RefSeq and is a predicted model, not a curated record. The transcript has 2 exons.